Molecule: messenger RNA, 1548 nt
Organism: Magallana angulata
Lineage: Eukaryota; Metazoa; Mollusca; Bivalvia; Ostreida; Ostreidae
Product: neuronal acetylcholine receptor subunit beta-2-like
Exons: 2
Coding region: 324-1406 (360 amino acids)
Biological process (GO): monoatomic ion transmembrane transport
Cellular component (GO): membrane
Molecular function (GO): transmembrane signaling receptor activity; extracellular ligand-gated monoatomic ion channel activity
Source: RefSeq, a predicted model, not a curated record
CAGUGUAAGGUUAACCCAUACACAAAUUGCAGAACAAAGAGUUUUGAUAUUAUUUCAGUCAACACUACCAGCAUUUUAUAUGUGCAGUUGCAGUGGCAAGGGAAUAAAGCAAUAAACAGCGAUGCCCCAGGGUUAUUCAGUAUCGAAUUAAUCUUCAACACCGUUUCUAUAAUGUGGCCAACUGAAAGGCAAAUAUCAAAUGCCAUCAUUUUUCUGUCGUCAUAUAUAUCUGUACCUACGGCAAAGAAGAUCCAUGUACACUGUUAAUUCCUUCAGUUGCAGCUACGCAACUAGAACACGUUAAACGAAGCAAGAAACCAAACAUGAACCAAGUGAACACUGUCGUUCUCUUGCAUGCGGUUCUCCACUGUCACUUCACAUCAGCGGACUCAAUAAAGAAUUAUUUGUUUGAACACUACAGCGCCAGCAUGAAGCCCCGUAGAAACCAAAACGAACUGGUGGAAAUCGACAUUGCGAUGACAAUCCAGACAGUUCUUAAAGUGGACGAGCGUUUUCAAUACAUUUCUUUUUACGGCUGGUUCGAAGUUCAGUGGCGAGACGAAUUUCUCAUGUGGAACGAAACGGUAUACCAAGGCAUCAAGAAAAUCAGUGUGCCUUAUCAACAUGUGUGGGUCCCAGACAUAUCCAUGUAUUACUCCGAGGAACACAUCCAUGACCUUGGAGUCCAUCCCUUCGUGUCUGUCACGUCUCAAGGUCAUGUGACCUGGUUUCCAGGGGCGAAAUACACCGUACAGUGUUACCUCAAGGUAAAGAAAUUCCCAUUUGAUAGGCAAAAAUGCAGCAUUGUUGUUGCAGCAUGGCAGACGACUGAUUGGAUGCAAAAGUUGGUACCCCGAGCCCGGUCAGUGAACGAGGUAAAGGGGAUUGCCGAAAAUGGAGAGUGGGAAUUCCAAAAUUUUACAUACGAAGAGAAUUAUGAUGCCGAGUUUGACCUUACAAAGAUAGUGUACACUCUGGAAUUUCAAAGAAGAUAUCGAUACUUUUUAUUGUGUACAAUUAUGCCAAUUGUUAUUCUCUCCGUGCUCAAUUCCUUAACGUUCCUAAUCCCUGUAGAAUCUGGAGAAAGGAUUACGUACUGUUUGACUUUGUUUCUGACCUUCACCGUGUUCCUGACCUUGUUUGACCAGACAAUGCCACGCAACUCUAUCGAUGUUCCCUAUAUAACUGUGUUCGUGAGUUUUCAUCUUUUUCUCUGCGUCAUUUCGACAAUGGUGUCUAUUCUAACCAUUUCAUCAAAACGAGGACAGGAGUGUGAUAGCAGAGAUACCCAGAUUGUUCCGCUAGAAAGUCAGGGCGAAGACUUGCACCUAGGGGAGGUCAAUGCCGACGGAAAACGGAGUGGAAGUUCAGGGAAGAACUACCUUAGGAGGACAUUAAAAAUGUAAAAGAAAAUUGCCACCCGACACCACGUGUGCCGACGGAGAAGGAUCUGAAUCUAACCUCAGCGUAAUAACUUGAUAAGCGCAGAACUAAUUAUCAUUCAAGAAGAGGGACGAGAUCAAGCAGACGUGUAUAGAGACAAGGAAA